AUUUCGCCGCCGUAAUAUCCAGUAAGCAUUUGGCCUCAGUCUGGGACGAAGAAAUACUUAACAAAUCCAACCAAAAAAUCCUAUACGCCCUUACGACAUGAACGGUGAAGCCAAAAAAGGAGCGGCACGCUUCGAUCCCAACUUCACCCAACAUGUCAUCGAUGCCAUGGGACCCAUGACCACACCGCGGAUGCGCGAAGUCAUGACCAGCCUAACACGGCAUUUGCACGACUUUGCCCGCGAGGUGGAAUUGACGGUCGACGAAUGGAUGGAGGGUGUUAAGCUGAUCAAUUGGGCCGGUCAGAUGAGCACGGAUCAAAGAAAUGAAGGCCAGCUGCUUUGCGAUGUGGUUGGCCUGGAGUCACUCGUGGAUGAAAUCACUUACAAGAAGGCAUCAGAAGCCUCCGACUUGGUGACCCAGAGUGCUAUCCUUGGGCCUUUCUUCAGAUAUGACCACCCCGUCCGAGAGAAAGGUGCAACCAUUUCAUUCAAUACUCCGGAAGACGCCACACCAGUGUACAUGUACGGUCAGGUUUUGGACGCGAAGACCAAGCAGCCCCUGGCCAAUGCCACCAUUGACAUUUGGGAGGCUUCGACGAAUGGCCUGUAUGAGCAGCAAGACGAGAACCAAGUCGAUUCCAACUUGCGUGGGAAGUUCAUCACUGAUGCGAACGGGGAGUACGCCUUUUAUUGCCUGAGGCCGACCCCAUACCCAGUACCUUAUGAUGGGCCUGCUGGUAAGUUGCUGCAACUGCUCGAUAGGCAUCCAUACCGGCCGGCGCACAUCCAUCUGAUUGUCCUGAUUGACGGGUACAAGCCCAUCACCACCCAAAUCUUCGACAAAGACAGCAAAUACCUUGACGAUGACUCGGUGUUUGCUGUCAAAGACUCACUGAUAGUCGACUUUGUGCCACGAAAGAAUGAUGACAAGGCCACGCACGAGCUGAAAUAUGAUAUUCUGAUGGCGCCAAUUGGUGAGAAAGGAGAGUCUGGUCCAGAGAAUGGAUUGGCUACAGCGGGAACAGGCCCUCUGUUCUGAGCGAGAGUCCAGUAUCGUUGUAGAUGCCGGUAGUUGGUGCCUGCAGUUGUCGUAGAAGUGAUGGUGUUUGUGCGAAGCUUGUGCGCGCUGUAUCUUUUCUCAAUCAGCGCUUACGCGUUGUUGUGGUUCGAACCUCGGCUGAGCCACGUCCAAAUUCGAGCCGGCAAGACCAAGGCCGGGGGCUAAGAAGGCCCAGUCGUUUUGAUUCCCAUAGUAUUAUGAUUCCCCACAAACCAUUU
This is a messenger RNA of Exophiala viscosa, 1278 nucleotides long. Its product is annotated as catechol dioxygenase. Gene Ontology annotation, biological process: catechol-containing compound metabolic process. The transcript has 4 exons. The record is from RefSeq and is a predicted model, not a curated record. Gene Ontology annotation, molecular function: catechol 1,2-dioxygenase activity; ferric iron binding. Bases 98 to 1039 code for a protein of 313 amino acids. NCBI's taxonomy places the organism in Eukaryota, Fungi, Ascomycota, Eurotiomycetes, Chaetothyriales, Herpotrichiellaceae.